AGAGGUCUAAUUCCAGGUGCUUCUGCUAAUGUUGAAAGUCGAGGUCCUAUCAACAGUGGUCCUCCGGCAGGUCACCACGCAGGUCAUCAUGCAGGUCACCAUGGAGGUCACCACGGAGGUCACGUGCAGCAAACUCCCAUGCAACCAGGUUGGUGGUCGUGGAUACCCGGUCCUGCCCAGUACUUCCCUCCCGGCCUGGAGCACCUGAGCCACGUCGGCGAGCUCACCAUCUCGAAACAUGGGCGGAAGAUGCGCGUGAGCCGGGAGGAGGGGCAGCAGAUCUACGUGGUGCGCACCUUUCACCCGCGGUGUUGCAGCGGCGGCGGAGACGCGGCCGCCGUCACCAUCAAGGUCCUGAACAACGCGCAUCUUGACGUCCUCAACCUCACCAGGACCGACGAGGAAUCCUCCUGCUGCGCCUACACGCCCACGCAUCUGGAGGUGUGCUUCCCGCCCGGCAACAUGGUGGGCGUGGUUCAAGGAUCUCCGCUGGAAUACACCGUCCACAACCCUUCAGGAGAUCUUCUGUUCCUCCUCCAGAAGGAACCCGACAGAUUAUGCUCCAGGGGCGGAUACGAGGUUGUCUCGGCGGACAGAUUCCUCCUUGGAAGAAUCUACCUGGUGAAGACUUCCUGUUGUUCUACUUCAAAGGAGGUGAAGGUUUGCUUCCCCAUCAACCUGGACUUAAGGUCGAAGGCGCUCAUCCUGGCUGGUGCCUUGUCCAUUAGAGACCUACACUGGAAUUAGUCAUCACUUCUUCCGCCGGGACCUGUUAGAGUGUACUAGUAUGUGUGUGUGUGUGUGUGUGUGUGUGUGUGUGUGUGUGUGAGAGAGAGAGAGAGAGAGAGAGAGAGAGAGAGAGAGAGAGAGAGAGAGAGAGAGAGAGAGAGAGAGGGAGAGAGAGAGAGAGUAUACCGUGCCCAUAAACACGAUCUGUGUAAACCACGUGGUCUAUGUCUAAUGGCUUACACAAAUCGUGCUUAUGGACCCGGUAUAUUGAGAUGCCUCUGAACAUUGGUUAUGACCGAUUGGGCAGUGAUGGUAGUUAUGACGGCUAGACUCUUUAUCUAUAAAGAGUUCUACACAGUAAGGGGAACACACGAGCUCAUGUCCUAGGGCACGAGCGUAGUGUCGCGGGUCCGGCCCACCAGCCCCAAGGCUUGGAGGCUGAUGGAUGCCCUGCGGACGGUGACUUCUGGGAACGAAGAGAGAGACUGCAAAUGAUAUAGAAAAUAUUAAGAAAAAUUAAGGCAUUGGCUUGGUUGCUGUUAUUAGAAACGUAGUGAAGAGCUCUUUGUAUCUAUAAUUCUGCCUAUAUAUAGUUACUGUAAGGCUGUUUGAAUUGUACUUGUUAUUGAAAUAAACAUUUCUUCCAUUUCA
Molecule: messenger RNA, 1380 nt
Organism: Penaeus indicus
Lineage: Eukaryota; Metazoa; Arthropoda; Malacostraca; Decapoda; Penaeidae
Exons: 6
Coding region: 139-747 (202 amino acids)
Source: RefSeq, a predicted model, not a curated record